CUCCCCAGACCCCACUUGUGGGAUUAUACUGGGUCGUUAUUGUUGUUGUUGUUGUUGCAACAUCUGCAUGUGGUCUUUGUGGUUCUUGACAAAACACACUUAACCCUCAAUAAAUGAAUUUCAGGCUUUUGAGAUCCCUCCAUAAAUUAAUUCUUACAAACCUAAUGUAUUGCUGAUACAUGAGCAAUGUGAGUAUUACAUGUUCUGGUAAGUGUUUUAUUUUAUUCUUCAUAUUUUCAGGGUAAAUCUCUUCUUCUUUUUCUUGGGCAUGUUUUUCAUCCUUCUCAUUUUUGCAAUUUCAUGUUCUCUAUCAAAAUUGCUUUGUUAGUAUAUCAGGUUUAGUAGCCAAACUUCCUUUGACUUGAUAGGGUCUAUUAGGAGGGAUCAAAUACAAAAUUAGAUAAUUCGAAAGAACGUUCCUUGCUGCAAACAUUCUUACAAGAAGUGUCAUGUGGAAAACUUCACAUGUUUGAGGCAACCUUCGAAUGUAAACAGAGUGCCUAGCAUGUUCACGAACACAUUGGCAACAAAUUCGUCCAUUGUGUUUAAGCAUGGUACGGACAUGUAAGCUUUUCUUGUCAGAUGCCAUGUUUCAAACACAUUUCUCCCACGAGGUGCGUGAAAUUAUCUCAAGACUGUGGCAACUUAAGUGGGAGCUUUUUGCAACUUUUUGGCCUUACUUCAUAGUUAUGGUCGCUUUCAUUACCUUUGUUUGUUGGAACGGGAGUAUAGUUCUUGGUGCAAAAGAGGCUCAUACAGUUUCUCCACAUUUUGCACAAUUGAUGUAUUUUAGCUUGGUAUCUGCCCUGUUUAUGACUCCCGUGCACUUCACAAUUAGGCAAGCUGCAAUGCUAGCUCAGUCCUUCUGGAAGAAAAAUAAGCUAGUCAAUUUCUUUGAGUUGUGUACGGCGUUAAUCGUUGGGUUCUUCUCAGUGCACUUUUUCAGCAUUGCCCACCCUUAUCUCGUUGCUGACAAUCGACACUAUCCCUUUUAUCUCUGGAGAAAAGUAAUCAAAUUUCAUUGGACAAUGAAGUACCUUCUGGUUCCACUCUAUGUGUAUUCAUGGAUAUCCAUCUUCAAUAUCUUGGCUAAAAGUCAGAGGAAGACAUGGGUACUAGUAUAUUUUUUGGCUACCGCUGCGACAUUGAUUCCUGCUCCACUUAUAGAGUUCAGAUAUUAUACCAUUCCAUUCUUUUUCUUGAUCCUCCACUCUCAUGUUGAUGAUGACAGAAGCUGGCUUCUGAUGGGAGUCCUGUAUGUUUCCAUCAAUUUUUUCACUAUGUAUAUGUUCUUGUUCCGGCCGUUUUCUUGGGUCCAUGAGACUGGUGUACAGAGAUUUAUAUGGUAGCAAGUCAGACACUUUGGAGAACUUAAGUGGUUUAAAUUUGCUGCACCAGUAUUCUGGCUGUACCUGCUGACCCCAAUUGGCCAAUUUGCUCAUUCAUCUGGCAAGCAUAAAGUUCACAAGGCACUAUUACACCUAUUCUACUUUUGACAGGCAGUUAGGAUCAUUCUUUUUUUGUAAGUUUAGGGGGAACUGGUAUACUAUAUCAUUGAGAAUGAUGAUCUAGCUGGCCUAUCAAAUUUUGGUAGAUGUUGUCGUUGAUAUUGUACCAAAAAAAAGGCAGUUCGGUGCACGAAGCAUCCUGCAUUCACGCGGGAAAGGGUCAAGUCGUUGAUAUUGUACAAUUACUAUUUUAGCAUCAGAAUGAGUGGUGAAAGGAACUUUUUAUCGAAACAAGUUGCUAACCAUUGAGGUUAGUUACUAGCUCAUUAUAUCAAA
Messenger RNA from Nicotiana tabacum (common tobacco), 1784 nucleotides. Lineage: Eukaryota; Viridiplantae; Streptophyta; Magnoliopsida; Solanales; Solanaceae. The record is from RefSeq and is a predicted model, not a curated record.